Messenger RNA from Labrus mixtus (cuckoo wrasse), 2156 nucleotides. It is a transcript of the gene lhfpl4b, whose product is annotated as LHFPL tetraspan subfamily member 4b. Gene Ontology annotation, cellular component: plasma membrane. The coding region runs from base 147 to 1034 and encodes 295 amino acids. The transcript has 7 exons. The record is from RefSeq and is a predicted model, not a curated record. NCBI's taxonomy places the organism in Eukaryota, Metazoa, Chordata, Actinopteri, Labriformes, Labridae. Gene Ontology annotation, biological process: sensory perception of sound.
UGUUUCUGCUGCUGUGACGCAGACUCAGCUCGGACAUCUUAUACUAAAAAAUAAAAAACAUGAUUCAAUGGUGUGACGUCACGUCGUAUAGAAACACAUGACGGUUUGUUUUAGUGUAAAAUACAGAAAGAUCGGGUUGUUGACGGAUGAAGAUCUACAUCCGGGGAUUUCGAGCUGCUGCAUCCUCUCUCUUCUCUCCUCCUGCAUCCUCUCAUCCUGCAGGCAAACACACACACACACACACACACACACACACACACACACACACACACACACACACACACACACACACACAGAGACAGACAGACAGAUUAGGAGAGAGACAGACAGGUGGACAUCCUCCGGCUGCAGUCAUGUCGGCGUCGCCCGCCCUCGCCGACCUCUCUCGUCUCUAUCAGACGGAGUUCGUACGAAGCGCCCGGGCGGUGGGCGUGCUCUGGGCCGUCUGCACGCUCUGCUUCGCCAUCAUCCAGGUGGUCGUCCUCGUGCAGCCGUCCUGGAUCGGCACCGCAGAAACCCGCCACCAGGGGGCGGGGCCAGUCCCCCCCAGCGGCACCCUUGGACUCUUCGAGGUGUGUGUGGAGUCGGACUGGCCGGUCCCGGACUGUCGCGGCCGUCUUUCCAGUCUGUCUCCUCUGCCGUCCUUCCAGUCGGUGGCGGUGUUGGUGGGCGUGUCUCUGUGGGCGGUGUGGACGAGCGUCCUCUGUCUCUGUCUCUUCAGGUUCUGCAGCGCUGCGACCGUCUACAAGAUCUGUGCGUGGCUGCAGCUCACCGCAGGUUUCUGUCUGGCGUUGGCCUGUCUCCUGUUUCCCGACUCGUGGGAGAGUCCAGAGAUGAGGGCGCUGUGUGGCGACUCGGUGGGCAGUUUCUCUCCAGGUAACUGUUCCGUCCACUGGGCCUACAUCCUGGCCAUCCUGGGGAUUCUGGACGCCGCCAUCUUGGCCACGUUGGCCUUCGUUCUCGCCAACAGACAGGACGCCCUGCUGCCACCAGACGCAAAGGAAGUGACUACAGGUCUGCUGAUGUCGGCGUAGAGUCACCAGGCUGGAUUAGUCUUCACUCCUCCUGAUUUCUCCAUCCUUCCUCUUCGUCAUUAUCUCCGUCAGAGGGGACAAACGUCAAAAAGAUCCAGAAGAAGGACGCAGCAGUUCUCCUCGUCUCCUCGUCUCCUCGUCUCCUUGUCUCCUCGUCUCCUCCGCUCACAGCAGCAACCUGUUUUUAAAACAGUGUGAUCAUUUAAAACACACAAAUGUUUAAAGGAAGAAUGUGCUACUUUUUGAUCCAGUAGAUGUCGCUCGUGAGCUCUAGCAUGAAAACAAAACAAACUGCUGUUAGGCCACGCCUCCUCCAUACUGAAGCCUCCGCUCUCCUGCAGAGACACACCUCCAACCCCCCUUCACUCACAUUCGCAUGAAGGAGUUAUCAAUUAGAACGCACCGUAAUUAAGCGGUCAAAUUUGUUCUUUGCUCGAGCUACAAUCAGCUGUGUCCUGCAUUGUUGUGUUAGCAUGCUAAUGUUAGCGCUCUUUAGUUAGCUCGUAGCUUCACAUUUCAUGUAAACUGACACAGAAUGAGCGUGAUCUAAAAACUCUUACUAACAUCCAAAUAAUCAGUGAGUAUGUUCUUCUUCUUCUCUCUAGUUCUUGACUAAAACAGCUUUUAUACACAAGGGGAGGAGCCGGCCGUCCCGUCCAUGUAAACACGGCUCUGACAACAACACAGCCAGCGGGACUCGAGCUUCUCCCUCAUUGUAGACAGUCAGGACUCAGAGACACAUUUACACAGGACAGACUUUAUGAUUUAUUUAUGUGGAACAUGUGGAACAUUCUUUCUUUAAAUCAAAGAGUAAAUUAAUGUAGCCGUGGUGACACUAGUGCCAAAUACAAAUCUUUGUUGCCAUGUUACAGAAAGUGUUAAAGUGUUUAUAGAGUAAAAGUAGUAAAAAUCUCACACUAAAAAUGUCCCUAAUGUGUUCCUGUAGACCGAGAAGAGAAACAGUUUUUAUAGUUUUGUAGAUUUUGUAGCGAAAUGUGUGUGUGCAGGUUGUUACAUGUUGUUUGUGUGUACAGAGUGAAUCAUGCAUGUGUGUCGAUCAGACUGUGAUCAACAGAGUUCAUGUGUGUUUCUGUUCAAAGAUAAAUAAAUUAAUUAAAGAUA